Scleropages formosus (Asian bonytongue) is the source of this 2994-nucleotide messenger RNA. Its product is annotated as 6-phosphofructo-2-kinase/fructose-2,6-bisphosphatase 3-like. Gene Ontology annotation, cellular component: cytosol. The transcript has 15 exons. NCBI's taxonomy places the organism in Eukaryota, Metazoa, Chordata, Actinopteri, Osteoglossiformes, Osteoglossidae. Bases 127 to 1731 code for a protein of 534 amino acids. Gene Ontology annotation, biological process: fructose 2,6-bisphosphate metabolic process; fructose metabolic process. Gene Ontology annotation, molecular function: fructose-2,6-bisphosphate 2-phosphatase activity; 6-phosphofructo-2-kinase activity; ATP binding. The record is from RefSeq and is a predicted model, not a curated record.
GAAGAAUUAGGGCGAAUGUCUAUUGUUUGCUUAAUGUAAUGUAGAGUUAUUCUUGCGACAAGUCUGGAACGUGGAAGUGGACUGGAAGUCACAAUCAAUCAAAUCGAUUUCUGUUCGUUAACAGGAAUGCCGAGAGAGCUCACUCAGAACAGGAUCCAAAAGAUCUGGAUUCCGUGCAAGGAUGAUAAAGCGGCUGUUUCUCGGAGAUCUAGUGGAAACCCCCACCUGACCAACGCACCCACUUUGAUUGUAAUGAUGGGUUUGCCCGCCCGGGGAAAAACCUAUAUGGCUAAGAAACUGACCCGCUACCUCAACUGGAUCGGUCUUCCAACCAAAGUGUUCAACGUGGGUGAAUAUCGGAGGGAAGCGGUCAAGAACUACAGCUCGUAUGAUUUCUUCAAGCCUGACAAUCAGGAUGCUGUGAAAAUUCGGCAGCAUUGUGCAGUUGCGGCGUUGAGGGACGUACACGCUUACUUGACCAAAGAAGGUGGUCAGGUUGCUGUCUUUGAUGCAACAAAUACUACAAGGGACAGAAGGGACAUGAUCUUAUGUUUUGGAUAUGAAAAUGGAUUUAAGAUGUUCUUCAUUGAAUCAGUGUGUGAUGACCCUGCUGUAAUUGCCACAAAUAUUAUGGAAGUAAAAGUAUCCAGUCCGGAUUACCAAGAUUGCAAAAUGACGGAUGCUGUGGUGGACUUCCAGAAAAGGAUUGAAUGUUACCAGGCUACUUAUGAACCUCUGGACCCUGAUGAGUAUGACAGCCUUCACGUACCUGUCUCCAGGAACCUCUCCUUUAUCAAGGUGAUUGACGUGGGCCGCAGGUUCCUGGUAAACAGGGUCCAGGACCAUGUCCAGAGCAGAAUUGUGUACUACCUGAUGAACAUCCAUGUGCAGCCACGCACCAUCUACCUCUGCCGUCAUGGUGAAAGUGAAGACAAUCUGCAGGGCCGACUGGGUGGAGACUCCAGCUUGUCUGUCAAGGGCAGAAAGUUUUCAGUGGCCCUGGCUCAGUUCAUGGAGCUACAGAACCUACAGGAACUGAAGGUGUGGAGCAGCCAACUGCGCAGAAGUAUUCAGACGGCCGAGGCACUGGGUGUGUCCUACGAACAGUGGAAGGCGCUCAAUGAGAUUGAUGCUGGGGUGUGUGAGGAGAUGACCUAUGAGGAGGUCAAGGAGCGCUUCCCAGAAGAGUUUGCACUGCGGGACCAAGACAAGUACUACUACCGCUAUCCCAGAGGGGAGUCGUACCAGGACCUAGUCCAGCGGCUGGAGCCGGUCAUCAUGGAGCUGGAACGACAGGAGAACGUGUUAGUUAUCUGCCACCAGGCUGUCAUGCGCUGCCUCCUGGCAUACUUUCUGGACAAGAGUGCUGACGAGAUGCCGUAUCUCAAGUGCCCAUUACACACAGUACUGAAGCUCACCCCGGUGGCAUACGGGUGCAAGGUUGAGUCAAUCUUCUUGAAUGUUGAAGCGGUUGACACUCACAGGGACAGGCCAGAGCAGGUGAAGAGGGGUCCUGGCACGCUCAUCAGGCGGAACAGCAUCACCCCUCUGACCAGCCCAGAGCCCACCAAGAAGAGCCGCUUUGAAGGCAUAGACGAUCAGUCUAUCCCAGAGGCCUCCCCAGCCUCCCUGUCCCUUUGCAUGGUGCCACAGCUCUCUGCAGUUCUGUCCACACCGAACAUGAAGAAAAGCUCCUCAGAGCUUCAUGAAGCUCCGCUGCUCUGCCAGUGAGACCCUACAGUGUACAGUGUGUUAUUGGGGAUCAUCUCACAGAAGGGAGCUCUGUCUACUGAAUGGGAGCAAACCUUUUUUUGUAUUUUUUUUUUAAAAAUUUAUUUUUUAUUAAUAAGGAAGGAAAAGCAACAAAAAUGCUGAAAAAAUUAAGCAUCUCUUAGUUUCACUGGUCAAGUGCAGGUUGUUUUUAAGUGUAUUAUCAGUUUCGGUAUUUUUGCAUUCAAAACUUUUGUUGCAUAUGUUUAUUUUAAUAUUAAUUUAUUAUAUUAUGUAAAAUGUCUCAAAUGUCAUUUGUUGCUGUUUAACGCGGGUGUGACAUACUGAAACAAUGUCACUGUGGAAGCAAUGAACUAACAUCUUUGCACAUCUUUUCUCCUUCACAUAUAGAUGUGCAGGUGGCAAAUUACCCAGAGUGCCUAGUCGUCAUCAUCCCCCCCGCCGAGGUCUUUAUUGUGAAAUCUAAAUGAUCUGUUGCAUGGGCAUAUUGCUCAGAUUUCAGCAAUGCUCUAGUUCAUUUAUUUUUUGUGUAGUUUAAGCAUUUUACUUUCAAUAAUUUACAUUUACAUUUACUCAUUUAGCUGACACUUCUCUCCAAAGCAACUUACUAAUUAUGCUCAAUAAUUGGUAAAUUUGAUCAUUUCCCAGAGUUCAGUGAGAGGAAAAACACUGCCAUUUGAGAUCAACUGCAAUCAUUUAAAACUUUUCGUAGCUUUAUUUUUAAUGCACAAAGAAAAACCCCUUUUUCUAGAAAUGAUUGUGUCUACAGUUCAACAAAUGAGCUUUAUGUAAAGUGUUUCUGGGGAUAAAACAAACUCUGGCCAGCUAUGAUUGGAGGGCAACAUUGCUGGUCCUCACUGUUAAUGGAGUUAUCAGUGACUUUUUUUACUCUGACACAUGGGAUUGUAUUUGGACGGCACAUGUCGUCUGCUUUUUAUGAGUGCCUGUUCUGGGUAUUCCAGAAUGUAUGCCUUAAAGAAAACAAACUGCAUGUUUGUUGGUGGAAAAAUAUAUGAUUUUCAAGAACUGUCUUCUUUACUUGGUUUUCCACCCUUCAUCGCAGUAACUAAAUAUAAUAGACUUCAUACCAUAUUAUUGCAUUUGAGGUGUGCAUUUUUUUUUUUACUAAUAUAGUAAUUUGCUGUAUUUACUACAGUGUUAAAAGAGUGUUAUAGGUGGAGUCAUGAUGUGACAAAGUCACACCUGCCUGCUGCCUACUGGAUUGCUGGUCUUUGAUUGUGGUGUAAUAAGCCCCCCCCCCCC